CGGAGAAAGAAAGUGUCCCGUCAAUGUUGUCUCUGAUGGGGUUUUUCAAUACGAGGUCAAGCGUUGUUCCUGUCAAGUUAGGCCUUUCCUUUGGUAGGGUAGCAAUUUCAAAGAAACAGCGGGAAAAGCGGACGGCCCCUUGAAGUAAAACAUAUCGGAAAAUGGCAUCUGUUGUGAACCUUCGUGUCUCAAGCAAUGUUUCUACAUUUGGAGCAGAAAGAAGAUUUAAGGCUGAUUCAACAAUUCAUAGUUUGAAGGGAAACUUAGAGCUAAUAACCGGAGCCACCUCCCAGUUUAUGACCCUUGAGGUAUAUGACAAGGAUGACAAUUUAUUUGUUAGAAUAGAUGAUGAUGAUAAAACAUUGGAGUCAUAUAAUGUUGGGGAUGGAAUGAGGAUACAUGUGAUAGACAAGAACCCAAACAGAAGAGCUGGUGAAUUUGAGGACUUGUCAAAAGUAGAAAAAUUUGAGCUAGCUAAUGAAGAAUAUGAUAAGAAAACAGAUUCAGUGAGGCAUUUUCUCAAGCAGCAGAAACUUGGGAAGUACUCCGCUGAUGCCAAGGAUGCAGAAGAGAGAGCAAAGCUUAAAGAAUUGGAAGAGGAAGCCAAAAGCAAAUCAAUGAAAAUCGGCGAGCGAUGUGAAGUCACGGUGUUGAAGCAGCCAGUAAAGCGAGGAACUGUUAUGUUUAUUGGUUUGGCCGACUUCAAGCCAGGAGUCUGGGUAGGGGUCAAGUAUGACGAGCCGGUUGGAAAAAACGAUGGCAGUGUACAGGGGAAAAGAUACUUUGACUGUCCACCAAAAUAUGGUGGCUUCAUUCGCCCUAGUCAAGUAACAAUCGGCGAUUUUCCAGAGGAGACAUUUGAGGACGAUGAAAUUUAGAUAAAACCAAAGAACACCAACAAAAAUUGUUUCCGUUCACAGUUGAAGGAAAACUUUCGAUACGUGUCAGAGGGUGGCUGUUUCGAUGGCAUUCAGCAAAGGGCUUGGCUAUAUCAGGUUUACAGUUCAAGACCAAGUUGUGUAUGCUUACAAGAAACUACACAUUUGCCACUGGUCUCGAUCUGUUACUCUCAGUUUGAUAUGCUUGGUAUGAACAAAAAACUCUGAAAACCAUGGAUUCGUUUCAAAAUUAAAAUCUUUACAAAAAAGUAUGGACAUCUUCAUGGCAGUUUAUGUAAUUUUACGUCAGUGAAUUUUAGUCGCAAAGCUCUAUUGUUUGUAUUUUUAAAACAACUGUCACAAUUGUGUUUUUGCACCA
This is a messenger RNA of Rhopilema esculentum, 1257 nucleotides long. Its product is annotated as tubulin-folding cofactor B. Gene Ontology annotation, molecular function: microtubule plus-end binding; alpha-tubulin binding. NCBI's taxonomy places the organism in Eukaryota, Metazoa, Cnidaria, Scyphozoa, Rhizostomeae, Rhizostomatidae. Gene Ontology annotation, cellular component: microtubule plus-end; nucleus; cell cortex. The record is from RefSeq and is a predicted model, not a curated record. Gene Ontology annotation, biological process: cytoplasmic microtubule organization; tubulin complex assembly; post-chaperonin tubulin folding pathway.